UGGGCCAAGCGCAACAACGCUCCUGCUGCUGGCUUUUCCACUUCCAGACCGCAGUCUUCUGACUGGACCGGACGCGCGGUCUUGCUUCUAUCUCGAAACGUGUGAACUAAAGACAUCUUUUACCUUUUUUUUGCUUAUAACCGAGUGGACCGGCGUCAUCUUCCACCUUUAUAAAUUUAUUCAACAAAAUAAUAUUUUGAUUCUUUCGUUUAUAUUACUUUUAUCGAAUAAUACGUGUGUACCAGGUAUAGGGGAAAAAAGAAAGGAGAGAAAGAGUACUCUCUCUCAUUCCUGGUGUGCUUUCAUGAGAGGACGACGGUGCUUUCAUGAGGGAUUAAACAGCGAAGAAACAGCGGAGCCGUGAGACCAGUAGCGACAACAUGCGGGAGAAAAUAUGGCUUCUGCUCGCUUUGUUCGGAAUCUUAUUGAUCAAUGCGGUCACGGAUGGGAUGAAGGCUACGAGACCGAAAUUUAAAAUCGCCACGACUUCAACAACAACCACUACCGAGGAAUCACGGAUCGAGGAAAAUGAGAACGAAGAUGCCGUGACAACCUCAGUAACAAACUCAUCGGAAGGAAACGCAACAACCGGGCACACGUUAACAGGAAUUCCUCAAAUUGAUUAUAUUUGGGAUCCAAAUUUGCCGCGUGAAUUGAACGGCUACAAUCUGAGCGAUUAUCCAUUCUACAAUAGUAUUCCAGAGGACAUUGACUUCAAGUGCGACGGCUUGCACGAUGGAUUUUAUGCGAGCGUACCUCACAAGUGUCAGGUUUAUCAUCACUGUUUAUACGGCACACGUUAUGACUUCCUAUGUGCAAAUUUCACGGCAUUCGACCAGAAAACCUUCAUUUGCCAUUUCGUGUCCGAGGUCGAUUGCGCCAACUCAAAGAAGUACUGGCACAGGAAUGAUGCCCUUUACAAGGCGACAACUAGCUCAACGACCUCGACGUCGACAACGACUACAACGACUAUCGCACCUGUCACAGUGGCUUCCUCGUCGAAUGGGCGAGCUUCUUCACGCGAACGAGAUUUAAGACGAAGAAGACCAUAUUCAAGAAGGAGACCUUAUGAGUAUUACGAUGAGGAUUACUACGAUGACGAAUACACACGACCACGUGGAUACGACAGACGCGAUGAUUACGAAUACGAAGAUAGAAAAUAUAGAAGAGAUAGAGACAGAGAUGUCAGGGAUCGAGAUCGUGAUUUUCGUGAUCGAGAUACUACUAGAUCCAGGGAUACAACCAUAAGAGACGAAAGAGAUCGAGACGUUCCUCCUAGGGAAAGAUAUCCAACUAGAAAUAACAGAAGAGAUCAAACAAGGCAAAGAGAUCCACCAGAAGAAGAGACCAGAGGCUUGAAAAAUAGAGAACAAGAACAAUCUAGAUCGCGCGAAAUUGAGGACCCAGAAUUAUUGGAUGAUCGAAGAAUCGAUUCGAGGGUUAGAGAUAACGACGAUAGAAGGUAUUCCGAUAAAAGGUUCAGGGAUGAUUAUGAUGAUAAAGACUCCGGUGCUCUGCCAGGUCAAGGAUCGGUCGGUGUUACCGAAGGACUCGUCAAACCAGCUGCUCCGAUCACUUCGGUUUACUCCAGACCAAGGGCUCCUCCUAAAAUUCGAAGACCGGUACCAUUAUCUGAACAAGACCGCUAUGCAUAUAAGUCCACGUCUGCGCAAUCUACUGAAGAACCACGAAGACGACCGGUGGAUCUUGAAGACGAUUAUUACGAUGACGAGCUAGAAGAUGUCAGACCAAUGAGACGACCAAUCAGACGUAGACCGAGUUAUAGAGAAAGAGAUAGAGAUCGUGAUUUCUACGAUGUCAGAGAAAGAGAACGAGAUCGACCCUUCAGAAUUCGAUAUCGCGAGGAUGAAGACGAUAUACGACCCAGGAAGCAUCCCGAUCGCUCGAGAGACCGUUACUACGAAAGGGAACGAGAAAGGGAUCGUAGUUUGGAGCGUAGUAGAGAUCGAUCGGUUGAUCGUGGAAAGGAUCUCUCCGCUCCGAGAUCCUUGGAUCGCGAUCGUGUAAGAUAUCAAGACGCUGACAGAAUUGAGAGACCGUAUUCUUCGAAUCGACCUCUAGAAAGGGAAAAAGACAAUAGACCAACAACAGACGAGAAAUCUCGAUCGUCCUUCAGAUCGAAAGAUUUAUCAGAUAGUACAGAGACAUCUAGAAGACCUAUCUCAACGACGAGUACGACGUGCAUGCCGGAAAUGCCGGUGGUGCACGAAGUAAAACCGGAAACAAAACAAAUGCCUGUAGAUCGUUUCGAAAGACCGGAACGUCCAACGAGACCACCUCAGUCGCAUAACACCAACAAUAAUAACAAUGGUGCUCGGGUAUCAUUCGAAGAGAAAGAAGAAAAUCUUGAUGAGAAAUCUAUUAAGCCGCCUCCUCAUUAUACAAUCUACCAAGAACGAGAUCAAGAAGAAGAAGAGGAACAAGAUCAUCGAAACCCUCAAUUGCAACAACAUCAUGCAUCAUCUUACUCGGAUGAAUACUCUUCGGAGUAUUAUGACGAACCGGAGGAUCCACCAAUUCCUCCCCCAAGAACAACCGUACGUAUCGUCAAGAGACCAUUUUUACCAUCACGUGGUGGAGUUCCUAAUCCUAGAGGACUCUCACCGGUUGGUUCGAAAGCACCGAGAAGAGAGGAUGACAGAAGCACGGAAAGAACGAGUCUGCAACAUCAACAACAACAUGAAGAAAACCACAAAAGUUAUUAUGUUCCUGAGCAGGAAAGCAAACGAAUUAAUCAGGAUGGUAAACGCGAAGAAGAGAAGCUAACGUAUGACGCUUACAAAGUAAUUCAAAGCGAUCUCCAACAAAAACAAAGACAGGAAGAAUAUGAUGUAACUAUAGCCAGACCGAUAUUACGUAGACCUGUUGAAAGACAACGCGAAGAUGAAGAAACGAAAUCUUUAGAAUUAAAUCCUAUACCUAAAACACCUUCCACCGAAUCUUAUGAAAAAAUUCAGAAAACACUUGACCUAGGAGUGCCGACGAGUAACAACAAGUGGUCUACCGAACAAUUUAUUAGUAACAAAGAUAACAACGAUGGUAUAAUACCAACGUCUUCGGGAUCACCAGUUCGUAACAAAAGCAGACAACCCGUCACCGAAACUUCCAAUCUCUAUAGCUCGACUUACAAAGAUGAAGACAUCAACGAGCAACCUUCUGGACCAAGUAGUUACCGAGUGAAACAAAGGAUAAAUGAGGUGACGCAUAAACUUCAGGAUAUUCCGGAUAGCGAGUAUGACGUCACGCUAAAUGAUGCCCUGACACCGACAUUAAAUCAAGAAGCCAAUUUGCCGAGUGGUUUCGUUUUGCCUCUUCACAGACAACUCAGUAGAGACACGAUCUUGCAACCGUCCGAAGACAAUUACAAAAUCUCCAGACCAAUCGGCCAGCAACAACAAAAGCCGUUUGUACCGAGUCCUCAGUACGAUCCAGCACCAGCUGUCUCAAACGAAAGACAACGAACUGUUUAUUACAGAACACCGGAAUCAAUUCCAUACAGUGGACAACAUUAUAGACAACAAAGUGGACCUUGGCAAGAUUAUACCGGUUAUUAAAGAGAUACUCGUCGUAAAAGAGGGAUAAAAAUUGGAAGAAAAAUGGGAAGAAAAUCGAUCACAGAGUAAAUUCAAAGAUUUCCCAAGUAUUCGUUUAAGUUCCCAAUGUUAACUGUUCACAUACGAAGGUUCUCGUGAGAGAUUGGUUCGUGAUAAGAGGAAUUAUAUGUGGAUGGAUAUUACGUAAGAUUUAGCGGUUUCUUUGAUGUCUUUCAUUUCGAUUAACUACACAAUAUGAAAAAGAAAUAUCGUAAAAUAAUGUUCAAUACAGAAUUAAACGGUUAGCAAUAAGGAAAAAAAAAACAAAAAUUAGAUUAUACUGCGUGAAAUGUUGCAGAAGAAGCGUUCUUUUCUUUUCCUAUUUUUUUUUUAUUUAUGCAAGGUUGCCGAAAAUCAAAUUAUUAUAUUAAAAACAUUUCAAGUAAAAAAUAAUUUUAAAUCGUCGCUCCUAUAGAAUUAAAACGAUACAUUUCUUUUAUCAAACAAAGUAGUCGAUCUAACUAUAUUAGUGAAAUUUUAUAUUUUUUAAACGAUCCCUACAACAAUGUGCAUGAAAUAAAAAACCUCAUCUAAUACGAUUUAGUUGCCUAUCAACGAAUUUAUUUUCUAAACUACGAUAACUUUUGAGAUUUCUUUCACGCGGCCUCAAUUAUUAUUUUUUCUAGAGACGUUAAGAUAACAUAGAAAAUAUAAUCGACAAUGAGAGAGACCUUUUGGCCUUCAUCUCGUCGAUUAAACUUGUAAAUACACGUACAAUUAUCGAUAUCCUCUCGAAUUAAAUUAUUUCUUAAGAGCGAUAAAUAAUAUAGUUUUCUCCUAUAAAAAUGUUACUUACACAUAUCAAUUCGUUAAAUAAAAUUAUAAUAUAUUAGAUGUUAGAGCGAACACAGUGAACUUCCUGAGUGUAUAUCUUACAUCAUGAUAAUAAUGUAAAUUAUAUUAUCGAUACUUGCGUACAACAUAAACAAAUAUAAAAAGGAAUUUCAUUCAAGUAUUCGUCAUUUGAUACCUUCAAACAGCAUCCUUAACUAUAUUUAUAACGAUCACAUUUUUUUUCAAGCAAGACAGUGAAUUAAUUUAGUAAGAAGUUCGAAAAUGUUUAUUAUUAUAGUACAAAUGAAAUAAUUUACGUAACGAAAUAUUAUUAGGCGCUCUCCACAAAUAUCAAUGAACAAUCUGUAGGUCCGAAAAUAUAAAAUAUACCUUACAAUUAAAACAGUGAGCGCAUACCUUUGGAACCAAAUGAAUUUUAUAUAUAAGACUUACGCAUAAUUAUAAUAUUAUUCAAAUGCGGAGAAGUAUAUUAAAAAUAUCUGUAUUACGCCACACGUUAAUAAUGAAAAAAUUUAUGAAUACCGAGCUUGUGCUGAAAAAAAUAGUGUAUCAGUCAACAACAGACGUCCGUUAAAAUAAUUUACAUCACAGAGUUAAAAUGACAACUUACUAAAAAAAACCACGGAUACACAAAAUAUACGACAUCUUAUUCUUAAAAAGAAUCAAUGAAAGCUCAAAACUAAGCAAUUGUAAGAUUAUCUCGACGAAAUACGGAUAAAUAAUACUGUGACAAGUAUAUAACAUAUUUCAAGGAAAAUUUGCGUAUACGUGGCUAUUGCUAAAAACAGUUAACAGUUACGAUAUACAGUCAAAUCACUGCGAUGCGACAUUGACAACAACGUGAUAGAUGCGCGACACAACAAAUAAACAAAAGAAUCAUCAAGUAAUUCAUUGAUCUUAUUACAGAACAUAUGUUGCGGCAAAUAGAUUACUUAAAAAUAAUAAUAUAAUAAUAAUAAUAAUAAUAAUAAUAAUAAUAAUAAUAAUAAUAAUAAUAAAAUAAUUAAUAAUUAUUAAUAAUAUAAUAGUAAUUCGCAGGUAUCAUUCGUACAUACUAAAGUUUAAACUUGCGAACUAUAAAAAUAUUAAAUCUUGCCGUGAUGCAGACAAAUUCGCUUUUACUCUGCGCAUAAUAGCCAGAAUUUGUAUCUAUUUUACUUAUAGUGCGUAGUUCUGUACAAAAAUGAUAGAGUACAAGAAUAGGUUACACGCGUAUAUAUGUAUGUAUACGUAUAUAUAUGUAAAUAUAUAAAAGGUGAGUCGCGGUAAAUCUUAAAUGGUAAUUUUACCAUUUGAGAUUUCUCGGUUAUUUUUUAUUUUAUAGAACAAAUAUUAAGGGAUAAAGUUACUCUAUUGAACAAAUUUCUCCAGGGUCUAUAUUAAAUUUAUAGGUCAUUGAUAUAUAUUUUUUUAAAAAAUCUAUGAUUUCUUCUGUACGAAAUGAUUUUUUAUACUUUACUGAAUAAAAAAAUACUUUAAUACAACGUCGGAAGAUAAUAAGUUCCCAUAAUGUGAAUAUUAACAUAUUCAAGAUUAUAUUUUUCACAACUGCAACAAUGCAUGUGCAUGUGCAUUUGCGAAAAGAAUAAAAUUGUAAAUAUGUAGUCCACCAUAAACCGUUUAGUUUACUUUUUUAACAUUUUUAUAUCAUUCAGAAAGGCAAGAACAAUCAAUUCGUACAUAAAAAAUCAUAAGGUUCCGUUUAAAAAAAUACCGAUAAAACAUUCGUCCCAUUGUCAGAUGUACUCUUGCAAUAACUUAGUUGACCCUGAUCAUUGUUUUCCGCAAAAACAAAAAUAACGAAAUUAUUUAUGUGACAAUAAUUAUUUACUCAGCCUAUAUGCUGGUACAUCUCUCUCUAGUACGAAUAUAUAUAAAUAUAUAUAUACGCAGAAAUAUAUAAACUUACAUAUAUAUAAUUAUACAUAUCAUAUGUGUAAAUGUAAUAUGUCGCAAGUGCUUCACAAUUAUUAUUUGUGAGCGGAAGCUCAUGCACCUCAAGAAUAUAAUCUUCCUCUAGAUUAAAAUAUAGGACACGAUUCAUUGGCAAGAGUAUACGGCCGCGAUUGUUAAAGAAGAAUAUUUACAAAUUUUUCUUAUUAUAUUACAGAGAAAAAGACAUUGAGCACGAUUAUGAAAUUCAAUAUCAUUUUGGUAUAAAUGCAGGUGUUCCCAUAUGUCUUGUAAUUUGAAAGAUAACUCCAUCCAUGCUUUUUCUUUUUUUCUCGUUUACUUUUUUAUUUUUUAUUUUAGAAUAUCAUUUUACACCGUCCGUUCGACAAGGGACCAAAUACUAAUCUCAAAUUCACGGAUUCUUUGGUAAACGACGACAACGUUUUAAGACACAUCGUUGUAAAUCACCCGAAUUUAGAAUUAUUCUCCAAGAAAUAAGACUUUAUGAGAGAACAAUUAAUCAAUCGAACGUAACGCGAUUGUUAUAAAAACAAAGUUGUUAGCUACGAUAUUGUAAACAAAAUAGGCUCAAUUUAUAUACACGAAGGAGAAUAAUAAUUUGCUAAAAAAGUUGAAGUACAUUUAACAAAUUUUUCAGAAUUUAAUAUUCGAUAAGAUUGAAUGCAAUAUACUACUUCAAAAAAUAUGGCCAAUUCCGUUACAUACUUCUCAUUCAUCGCGUUACUAAAUAAAGAAUUCACAAUCAUAUCGAAAAUGAUAGA
Molecule: messenger RNA, 7084 nt
Organism: Polistes dominula (European paper wasp)
Lineage: Eukaryota; Metazoa; Arthropoda; Insecta; Hymenoptera; Vespidae
Cellular component (GO): extracellular region
Molecular function (GO): chitin binding
Source: RefSeq, a predicted model, not a curated record